This is a messenger RNA of Hevea brasiliensis (rubber tree), 1197 nucleotides long. RefSeq lists its product as uncharacterized. Bases 1 to 1197 code for a protein of 398 amino acids. NCBI's taxonomy places the organism in Eukaryota, Viridiplantae, Streptophyta, Magnoliopsida, Malpighiales, Euphorbiaceae. The record is from RefSeq and is a predicted model, not a curated record. The transcript has 3 exons.
AUGAAAUCUUGUACAAGAAACCAACGUAGCAAAUAUGUUGGUGGUGGGGUUGGUGAUGGUGAAACAAUAUCUGAUAAAGGGGAGACAAGAAACAAGCAUAGUACUUCAGGGAAGCCAAGCAACGGGCGAAUGGGUAGCUGCAUUAGUGAUCGAAAAGGUGUCUUUGUUAUUGAUAGUGAUGGUGAUGAGAGUUUUCAAAGUGCGCCUAGGACGUUGCAGGAUCUUUUGAUUCAAUUAUCUGGUAAAGGGAAAUCAAGAACAAAAGGGGAGGAAGCUCUCGUUGUGAUUGUUCAGGCACUAACUAUGGAACUUGAGGUUGAUUUUGUGGAAAAUAAUUUUGCAACAUUGUUGUAUCGGUGCCUGCGUUGUGUAAAGAAGGGGUCUGACAUAGAAGUUGAACUAGCAUCACAAGCAAUUAGCCUGCUGGGGAUGAUUCUUCGAGAUGAGGAUUGUGCGUAUGAAGUAUAUAAAGACUCGUUUCCUGUACUUUCACAGGUUCUGGAAUCUGGUUCCAAGAAGUUAAAGAUUUUGGAAUGUUUGGCCAUUGUCACUUUCUUUGGUGAAAAAAAUGACGAGACACAAAAAGCUAUGCAGAUCAUAUGGAAGAGGAUCCUUAAAGCAGACUGUAAUACGAAGAAUUCAGAAGCUAAUAAAUCAGUCUUUUUAGCAGCUGCUGAAGCAUUGGCUCUGAUAUUUGAGAUUGAUUGCCUUGACAAGCUCUCUACUGAAGCAAAGAAUUCAGAUCUAAUUUCUGCCAAGGAUCACAAUUGGUUUAAACAAAACUUGAAGGAUUAUAUAACACAGAAACUGAGAUGCCAAGCCAAGAAAGAGAGUGAAGAUAGUGCUAAAAAAGAGGCACGGAUUGAUUUUCUGAAAUUUUUUGAGGAUUGUAAUAAAUUCUUGGAACCUUGUGCAAGGAUUGGUGAAGAUGUACUGAAGUUGUUGACAUGGUCUAAAAGAUUCACACCAAGAAGAGAGAAAUCCACAGGCAAUGGACUUUACACGCCUAAAAGGGAAGAGAUUACCAUUCGCUUCUUCCGACCCAGACUUCAACAGGAGGACGAAGAUGGUUCUCUGUUACCUUUUGUGAGCAAUGAGAAGAAACUGCUACUAAAGAAAAUGAACAUGUCUCCCAACUCGUUCUUGAACAAGGCUAGAACUCGGUUACUGAACAAGAAAAGGAUGCUUGCUGAUUAA